Molecule: messenger RNA, 10803 nt
Organism: Salvelinus fontinalis (brook trout)
Lineage: Eukaryota; Metazoa; Chordata; Actinopteri; Salmoniformes; Salmonidae
Gene: pmepa1
Product: prostate transmembrane protein, androgen induced 1
Exons: 4
Coding region: 1349-2209 (286 amino acids)
Biological process (GO): negative regulation of transforming growth factor beta receptor signaling pathway
Cellular component (GO): early endosome membrane; Golgi membrane
Molecular function (GO): R-SMAD binding
Source: RefSeq, a predicted model, not a curated record
CGUUCCAAUAAUACUGAAUCUUAGGAGUCGAUUCCGCUCUUGACACUCAGAAAUGGGAGUCAGCACCGGGAGUCGAGGAAUCAAUUAUUUUGUAUAAUACUCUCUACCACUAUGUCAUUGUUGUUAAGUUCGUAAAAAGAGGCCUGUAUGGCAAUACAAUAGAGAGUGAUGUGCCCAGCUACGCAGUCCUACCACCCUCUCUGCCUGCCUGGCACACACUGGCCCCACUACGUCGCCCUGCUGCUAGCCCUGCCAUCUGUGUGGAGCCGCAUCCCUGUGUGUGCAUGCUGGUGUGUCCGUGCCCCCGGGCACCAUGUCAAGGAAUAAGGCUGUUCGCCAGCUGAUAGGGCCGUUCCAGACAGUGGGUUUGCAUAGUCGCUGGCACAGGCCACUGGCCAUAUAUUAACCCCGAUGCUUUAGUAGAGAGACCCUAGCAACAACACUGUUUGUUUGUGGGAGCCGGGGUUAGGGUUGGGGUGUGUUUUGGUUUUAUGAGCGGGAAUUUACCUUAAGUCAAUAUUGAGGAAUGAGGCCAAGGAACGAGGACUUCUCAUAACAUACAUUCGAAUUAUCCUUCGGUUUGUGUAUUUUAGGCCGUGAAUAAAUGUGGCAUGUGUAUAUACAGUACCAGUCAAAAGUUUGGACACACCUACUCAUUCAAGGGUUUUUCUUUAUUUUGACUAUUUUCUACAUUGUAGAAUAACAGUGACGAUUUUCAGAACUAUGAAAUAACGAUUAUGGAGUCAUGUAGUAACCAAAAACGAAAUUUGUUUUAUAUUUGAGAUUCUUCAAAGUAGCCACCCUUUGCCUUGAUGACAGCUUUGCACGCUCUUGGCAUUCUCUCAACCAGCUUCAUGAGGUAGUCACCCGGAAUGCAUUUCAAUCAACAGGUGUGGCUUGUUCAAAGUUAAUUUGUGGAAUUGUAGAAAAUAGUAAAAAUAAAGAAAAAUCCUUGAAUGAGUAGAUAUGUCCAAACUUUUGACUUAAAUGUAUAAACAUUUAUGAAUGUGGUUUGCCGUAGUAAUUCUGGUAAUUCUGUCCAGUCUUUCUCUCCCUCUUUCUGUCUCGCUCCAUCAUUAUUCUCUUAAUCUCUGACCCAUCUGUCUUUCUCUGGAUUGUGCCACCACUCCCCCUCUCCCUCUCCUCUCCCUUUGGAAAACUUUUUUUUUUGCACCCCAUUGUUCGGAGCAGUAGGGGACAAUCAUUUGUUGUGUGUGUGUGUCGAGUAAUGUGUGUGAGAAAGUGGGGACAAGGCUGCAGACCUUUGCGGGCCGCAGUGUGUGUCGUUCUGCUCAGUGAGCACACAGGUUGGGGCUCUCGCCGAAGUUGAGGUAUUAGGGGUAACACGAUGCAGCCGGUCUCAGGGGGUCCCCACCACCACCAUAACUGCGUACAAACUCAAUGUAGCGCCCAGUUGGAGUUUGUGCAGAUCCUGGUGAUCGUGGUGGUGAUGAUGGUGAUGGUGGUGGUGAUCACCUGCCUGCUCAACCACUACCGCCUGUCAGCACGCUCCUUCAUCUCCAGGCACAGCCAGGCUCGCAGGCGCCACCUACCACUGGCCUCAGAUGGGAGUCUGUGGUCCUCAGAUGGCCCAGGGUCCACCAGUGGAAUGAGCGAGCAGCAGGUGUACACCCCCCGGCCCCCGGACCGCGGCCCCUCCUACCUGCAGAGGGAGCGUCUGGCCCGCUUCCAGCCCACCUACCCCUACCUGCCCCAUGCCAUCAUUGACCUGCCGCCCACCAUAUCGCUGUCGGACGGCGAGGAGCCCCCGCCCUACCAGGGCCCCUGCACCCUGCAGCUUCGCGACCCCGAGCAGCAGCUGGAGCUUAACAGGGAGUCGGUGCGCGCGCCCCCCAACCGCACUGUCUACGACAGCCACCUCCUCGAUACCUCCCUGUGCCCGCCGCCCAGCCUCAAUGCAGGAGUCAGUGCUACCACUGUAGCCACAUCCGCACAGGCCUACUCCAGCCGAGUGGAAGGGGCGCCGCCGACUUAUAGUGAGGUUAUAGGGCACUACUACCACCCCUCUUCCCUGCCCAGGCACCACCACCAGACUUCUAGUGGCAGUGGGGGCAUGGGGGGCGGAUGCGGGUUAGGAAGCCCGGGUCCCUCGCUGCUCCACGGGAUACUCCAGCAGGCCCACCUGGGCAGCUUGGAGAGCAGGAACGCACGCAACAAAAAGGAGAAGCAGAAGCCUCGGCAAGUGUGACGGCAGUGUUGGUGUCGGCUGUUUAUUUCUUUCUCUGCGCACUUCAGCUGAACUGUUGGUGUCGGGCAGGGUUGGGGAGGGGAGGUCGACAUGGGGUGGCAGGGGGAGGCAGACGUUAAAAAAAAGAAAUGCCUCCCCUCUGAACUUUACCCCCCCGGUCACCGUCUUAACUGACAACCGUCGCCCCUGACUUACUUUGUAUAAAUAUUUACUUGUUCUUUGUUGUCUCCGUGCUUACAGCUUUUUUUCUAUACUGACAAAUGCGAAAACAAAAAAAAAGUUACAUUUUUUAUUUUAUUUUGUAUUUAGGUUUAUUUUGUUUUUGUAUGCCUUUUGCAUCAUUUCUAGUCACUUAUCUCCUUGUAGUUUAUCCUUAGUUGCUCCGAGAGUCUUUUAGAAUGACCAGGUCUUCCUUUUUUAGAUGCAGAUGGCUCUUAGUGAGCCGCCACCUAACCCCGUCUGGCUUUGUGUACUGUCCGUGUACAGGCUUGUACAGUGCAUUGAUAGCAACCUUGUAUCAGGUUGCCAGAUUCAGGCUCUCACGGGUUGCCAGAUUGAAGCUCAUAUGUUAGCCCUAGUUAGCCUCAGCUCAUGACCCAGUUAGCCACAGUGCCAACACCCCCGUCGCUCAUCAAUCCACAUCAAAGGGUGAAUAAGUUUAGCGAUGUGGUGGUCAGCGUUGGCAUCCAUGGAAACACAUGAUUGACAGCUGACUGGGUCUGUGUAUCAACAUGAGCACUGGAAUAGAGAGUCCUUUGAGGUCAAUUGAGUACAGUACUUUGCCCACUGUAGUGCUUUAUGGCUAUCUUGCUGUACUAUCUGGACCCAUCUGAGUUUAGUACUGUACUUUGGGUCUUGUCCAGUUGAUUUUAGUACUGUCUUUGGGUCUUUGGACAGACAAGUUCAGGAGUUCCCGUGUGCAAAUGCUCUUCAUUUUUUUCUGGAUCUUUUUUAAAGAGAUGUUUGCACAAGAUUCAAGACUGUUUAUCUGGAGAAAAAGAAAAGAAGUCUGCAAUAUGUAUCAUAAGAGAGGAGAGUGUGGGCAGGGGUAUUUUUGUAAACAUGGAUUCUAAAGAGAAAAAUACAUUUUUGUUUUUUUGUCUGCUCUAGAAAUAAAAGUGAAAACGGUCAUCUGUUGGGGUGCCAACUCAAAUGUGUUUAACAUUGUGCUAUCUAUACAUAUACAUCCGUAUGUAUAUGUAUCAAUGUAUGUGUGUAAACAUAUAUACACACGGAAAAACAAAGUUAAAAAGCACGAUUUUAGAGUUAUUUAUAUAAUUGUUGAAAAUAAUUGCACUAUUUUUUUAUAUAACGAAAUGGAAUGAGGAAAAACGAGACCUGUAGUUUUGCGUGCAUGUGUGAUCAUGAGUGACAGAGCCCUCAACCUUUGAACCCCCAACUUUGAACUCCAGUUCAAGUUUAUUAUCUGCAGAGCCCCCAGAUUUCUGACCAGAAGUAGGGUGAAGUUGCUCCUAGACGCUGAUGUUGGGUCAGUUUAGCUUUUUCCCUACUAAUGGGUAAGGCAAGGAUAGGGGAAGAGAAGCUGAUCAUAGAUCUGUACCUAGGGGAAACUGCAUCUGACCACCAUUUCAUAGGACUGCAGCGUACAGUAGCCUACUACACAAAACAGCAGUACUGUAAGGCCAAAAUCUGACUUAAAACAUUUUGUGCGUGACUUUCAAAUUGAUCUCCUAUUGAUUUUAGGCAAACGUUAGAGUUAAAGUUGCAGAUUUUUAUUCAGGAUUCUGCUAGUAGGCCCUAUUCCAUAUGCUUAACUCUUUCACCUUUCAAGGCCUUUAGAAAUUCAAAAUCAACACAACUCCAUUAACCUCAAUUACCUAUUAUCACUCAAGAUGUAUUUGUCAAAUCAUUUAUUUUGACAAACUACCUCAACAAGCAACACGUGAAGCACGCAGUCUCACAUACCUUCAGAUAUUUUCAUGAUUAGUGCCCGUAAUGAAUUUCACCUCAUGGAUUUUUUUGUUUUUAAUGCAAGCCUCCACCAUGUGUAGGUUUGGAACAGAAAAAGAUUAAUCAGGAAACUGAAGUUGGAGUGGUGACCUUCACCACUUUCCUCUAAGCUUUGUAUCUGAAUGUCAGGCCUUUGAAGCGGCCAGGUGAGAGCGAGUGCUUUGUCAAUAGAGAGCAUGACUGAGCGUUUAGCAGGCAACUGUACGCUGCACACAUCCUCCUACCGUCUGGGCUUUUCUCCAACAGGCAUCUCUUAGCACUUUAAUGAAGAAGGAGAGAGAUGCAAUCUCCCUCAGUCAGCAUUGGUCUCACUUCAAUAUUGAUAUUAUGCAACUGCUCCCUCUGAGGUGAGACUCAAACUGCAAGGGCGCCCAACUUAAGAUGGUAUCACAGCAAAGAAGAGAGAUGUGUAUGUGACAAUAAUAAAAUACAAAUAAUAUAUAUAUAUAUAUAUAUAUAUAUAUAUAUAUAUAUACACAUAUAUAUAUAUAUAUAUAUACACACACGUGUGCACACACACAGUGAGCUCCAAAAAUUGGUACAGUGACACAUUUUUGGUUGUUUUGGCUUUGUACUCCAGCAAUUUGGAUUUGAAUUUAUAUAAUGACUAUGAGGUUAAAGUGCAGACUGUCAGCUUUAAUUUGAGGGUAAUUUCAUCCAUACCGAGUGAACUGUUUAGAAAUUACAGCACGUUUUGUACGUAGUCCCUUCAAUUUAGGGGACCAAAAGUAUUGGGACAAAUUCACUUAUGUGUAUUAAAGUAGUCAAAAGUUAAGUAUUUGGUACCAUAUUCAUAGCACGCAAUGACUACAUCAAGCGUGUGAUUCUACCAAUUAGCAUUUUCCUUUUGUUUUGGUUGUAUUUCAGAUUAUUUUGUGCCCAAUAGAAAUGAAUAGUAAAUGAUGUAUUGUGUCAUUUUGGCGUUCACCCCAUAUGGAUAAAAAAUAUAUAUAUUUAAAGCUGACAGUCUGCACUUUAACAUAGUCAUUGUAUAAUUUCAAAUCCAAAGUGCUGGAGUACAGAGCUAAAACAACAACAAAAAUGUGUCACUGUUCCAAUACUUUUGGAGCUCACAUAUACAGGACCAGUAAAAAGUCUGGACACAUCUACUCAGUCAAGGGUUUUUCUUUAUGUUUACUAUUUUCUACAUUGUAAAAUAAUAGUCAAGACAUCAAAACACAUGGAAUCAUGUAGUAACCAAAAAAGUGUAUUUUAGAUUCUUCAAAGAAGCCACCCUUUGCCUUGAUGAUAGCUUUCCACACUCUUGGCAUUCUCUUAACCAGCUUGACCUGGAAUGCUUUUCCAACAGUCUUGAAGGAGUUCCCACAUAUGCUGAGCACUUGUUGGCUGUUUUUUCUUCACUCUACGGUCCAACUCAUCCCAAACCAUCUCAAUUGGGUUAAGGUCUGGUGAUUGUGGAGGCCAGGUCAUCAGAUGCAGCACUCCAACACUCACCUGCUUGGUCAAAUCGCCCUUACACAGCCUGGAGGUGUGUUGGGUCAUUGACCUAUUGAAAAGCAAAUGAUAGUCCCACUAAGCACAAACCAGAUAGGAUGGUGUAUCGCUACAGAAUGCUGUGGUAGCCAUGCUGGUUAAGUGUGCCUUGAAUUCUAAAUAAAUUACUGAUAGUUUCACCGGCAUGGCACCAUCACACCACCUCCUCCAUGCUUCACUGUGGGAACCACACAUGCGGAGAUCAUCCGUUCACACACUCUGCGUCUCACAAAGAGAUUGGAACCAAACAUCUCAAAUUUGGACUCAUCAGACCAAGCAAGUAUCUUCUUAUUGGUGUCCUUUGGUAGAGUUUCUUUUCAGCAAUUCGACCAUGAAGGCCUGAUUCACGCAGUCUCAUCUGAACAGUUGUUGUUGAGAUGUGUCUAUUACUUGAACUCUGUGAAGCAUUUAUUUGGGCUGCAAUUUCUGAGUCUGGUAACUCUAAUGAACCUAUCUUCUGCAGCAGAGGUAAAUCUGGGUCUUCCUUUCCUGUGGUGGUCCUCAUGAGAGCCAGUUUCAUCAUAGCGCUUGAUGGUUUUUGCGACUGCACUUGAAGAAACUUUCAAAGUUCUUGAAAUGUUCUAUAUUGACUGACCGUCAUGUCUUAAAGUAAUGAUGGACUGUCAUUUCUCUUUGCUUAUUUGAGCUGUUCCUGCCAUAAUAUGGACUUGGUCUUUUACCAAAUAGGGUGAUUUUCUGUAUACCACCCAUACCUUGUCACAACACAACUGAUUCGCUCAAAUGAAUUAAGAAGGAAAGAAUUUCCACAAAUUAACUUUUAGCAAGGCACACCUGUUAAUUGAAAUGCAUUCCAGGUGAAUACCACAUGAACCUGGUUGAGAGAAUGCUAAGAGCGUACAAAGCUGUCAUCAAGGCAAGGGGUGGCUACUUUGAAGAAUCUCAAAUAUAAAAUGUAUUUUGAUUUGUUUAGCACUUUUUUGGUUCCUACAUGAUUCCAUAUGUGUUAUUUCAUAGUUUUGAUGUCUGCACUAUUAUUCUACAAUGUAAAAAAUAAAGAAAAACCCUGGAAUGAGUUGGUGUGUCCAAACUUUUGACUGCUACUGUAUAUAUGUACAAACGUGUGUGGACACCCUUUCAAAUGAGUGGAUUAGGCUAUUUCAGCCACACCUGUUGCUGACAAGUCUAUAAAAUCGAGCACACAGCCAUGCAAUCUCUAUAGGCAAACAUUGGAAGUAGAAUGGCCUUACUGAAGAGCUCAGUGACUUUCAAUGGGGCACUGUCAUAGGAUGCCACCUUUCCAACAAGUCAGUUCAUCAAAUUUCUGCACUGCUAGACCUGCCCCGUUUUACUGUAUGUGCUGUUAUUGUGAAGUGGAAACGUCUAGGAGCAACAACAGCUCAGCCCUGAAGUGGUAGGCCACACAAGCUCACAGAACGAGACUGCCGAGUGCUGAAGCGCAUAGUGCGUAAAAAUUGUCUGUCCUCAUUUGCAACACUCACUACCGAUCUCCAAACUGCCUCUGGAAGCAACGUCAGCACAAUAACUGUUCUUUGGGAGCUUCAUUAAAUGGGUUUCCAUGGCCGAGCAGCCGCACACAAGCCUAAGAUCACCAUGCGCAAUGCCAAGUGUUGGACUUCAUUGGACUCUGGAGCAGUGGAAACACGUUCUCUGGCAUGAUGAAUCACGCUUCACCAUUUGGUGAAUCUGGGUUUGGCGGUUGCCAGGACAACGCUAUCUGCCCUAAUGCAUAGUGCCAACUGUAAAGUUUGAUGGAGGAAUAAUGGUCUGGGGAUGUUUUUCGUAGUCGGGCUAUGCGCCUUAGUUCCAGUGAAGGAAUAUCAUAACGCUACUGCAUACAAUUACAUUCUAGACAAUUCUGUGCGUCCAACUUUGUGGCAACAGUUUGGGGAAAGCAUUUUCCUGUUUCAGCAUGCCAAUGCCUCCAUGCAAAAAGCGAGCUCCAUACAGAAAUAGUUUGUUGACAUCGGUGUGGAAGAACUUGACUGGCCUGCACAGAGCCCUCACCUCAACCCCGUCGAAAACCUUUGGGAUGAAUUGUAACGCUGACUGUGAGCCAGGCCUAAUCGUCCAAAAUAAGUGCCCGACCUCACUAAUGCUCUUGUGGCUGAAUGGAAGCAAGUCCCCACAGCCAUGUUCCAACAUUUAGUGGAAAGCCUUCCCAGAAGAGUGGAGGCUGUUAAUGCAGCAAAAGGGGGACCAACUCCAUGUUAAUGGACAUGACUUUGGAAUGAGAUGUUCGAAAAGCAGUUGUCCACAUACUUUUGGUCAUGUAGUGUAUGUCUAAGACACCAGACAAGGAUGUCUGCUUGCCCCUUGCGCUUUCUUCCCGUUGGCCCCACUUUAUUUAUUUCUUAUGUUUAAAUUUUAUUUUAGGACAAAUACCUGAAUUAAAAUAAAAAUGUCUGACCCUUCAUGAGCAAGCAGCCAAAGGAUUGAUCUAAGGGGUGUGGCCAUUUGACCUCUGACCCCUAGUGACAUCUCAUGAUGCAGUUUGAUGCCCUCAGAGGGGAGCUUGGGCAGGUUUCCUGGUUCGAUUUCAGUCUUUGCUUCAGGGAAACCAGUGCUGACUGAUUACAAUGCAGGCAGGGUGGGGAAGUGACACAUUACAAACCAAAAAAAAGGAACCACUAUUGGCAUACCGUACUAAACCAUACUGCUGUUUAACCUUGACAUAACACUUUCAUGGCAUUAUGCCUGUCGUAACAUUCUAUGACUGUUCAUUACAAUAAAACAAUAUCAGUACUUGAAAUUAAAUGUCACGUAUAAUGACGACACAUGCUAAUGACAACUACAUAAUGUGGGUAUCCUGUCAAUUUGCAUGAAGUAAAGAGCUAUAUUUUCCUCUGAACUCUAAACCUUUCAACAUUUCUGUUAAUACAAUGCACUUCGUACAUAAAUUGAAGGCAUUGCAAGCUCCAAUAAUUCUCAUUCAUAAUGAAGGCAUUGCAAGCUCCAAUAACCUAACAUAUUUGGGUGCAUUGUUUUUGUACACUACCUUACCCAUCUAAGGACUUCUUACUGUCUAGACUGGGUGCUCAGAUGAAAGCAAACAGAACCACUCAGACAAAACAAAUAAUACUGAAUAUUCCAAAUGGUGUUCCCUUAUAUCCUUAUCACCCCCUGUCCCCAUCUGAAAUGAGCUCCUACAGUUCCAGAGAGAUGCCUGUGUCCCAUGAUGGAGUCCCACAUAGACCUUCCUCGUGUUGCCAUUGGCUGGGUGUCGGUCCCCUUGGAAAUGUUCAGUGUUUAUGUGCGCCUGCCUGUGAUGAUAGAUUAGGCUCCGUCUGUGCUGUCAGUCUAGACAGCCUAGACUUGCCCUAGACUGACUCACAAAAUGACAGACGUAUGGAUGAUAAUGUUGACAGAGGUGUCGCGGAGAGUGUUGCAAUAUACCUACUAUUUGCCUUUUGAUAAUGUAGUAAUUGUUUAACUUAGAGAAAUGUAAUGGUUGUUUUUUUUCUUCCGUUUUUUUUCUUUUUAAAAAUAUAUUUUUGCUCCAAUUCAUUGUACACGCAUGUAAGGGUUUUGCUGUAUGAAUAACAGAACAUUUAUUCCAUGGUUUGACCACCAGGUGUCUUCACUAACGAUAUUGUCUACCAUAGUGAGUCAGGCUUUGGAGACAAUAGCCCAAACCAGGUUGGGCAUCACUUUGUUUCAAUGCAGCCAGUACCACAGGUUUCUGCACUUUAUUUAAACUGGUAGAGUUGAUGGGAAGUACUUUUAGGUGACCAAGUGCCAGAACAAUGCCUUUGCUCCUAUUCGCUAUUAGAGAACCCUUUAGUCAUCUUCAACAUGCGCUAUAGUACUUAGUGUGGAAUAUAUGCCUCUAGCUUUUACAAGUACAAGGAACAACCAGAUGGGGACAGGCUCAAAGGCAUCACCCUGGGCAAGAACCUUCUUUACCUUCGUCCACCCUCCCAACUACAGCCUCCUUGACCAGUGUGAACCUUACGGAGUCCAUAUUAGGACAGCUGAGAUUAAAGCCAUCCUAAUAUGGACACCAUAGAGUGGACCUGGAUGGGUUAAAUUCUGCCAUAUUACCUAUUGGUCUAUAUACCCAAAUCACUAUAGAUUCCCUUCACCACCACAUGCUCAGUUUCUAGAUGUGUGCCUUUGAGGAUUUAGUGGUUGAGACUUUUUUUGUAAUGUGUUAUAGCGCAAUUUUCCUCCUCUGGAUUCUGUUGCCUUUUUCACAUGAAACAAAUCGCCCUUGUUAUUUACAAUUCCCAAAAAUACAAUAGAGAAUUGACUCCCAUGUUCUAUCAUACGAUGAUCAUUUCCAACUUCGCUGCAUGCAUACCGAUAAGAGUAAAUAUCAACCUUGAAGCACUAAAGUAAACCAAAUGGGUGAAGCAUUGGGAUGGAGAGGGCCCAGCUCUAUGAAUAUAGAACAUAGCAAACAGAACCUGUCCUAUUAUGCAGUACAUGUCCCACUACUGCAUUAUAAAACAAGGGUUCGUACUUUGCUCCAUUGUGAUCAUCAUCUGCUUUAGAUUCCGAUAUUUCCUUCAAUAAGUUACUGUUGAGGGUUUCAGUGUGGGGGGAAAAAAAGCAUUUCCAAAGAAGGAAUCAUCCUAACCAGACUCUUUUAGACUGUCAAGGGUCAAAAUGACUUGAACUUUGUUAUUUUCCUUUGUUUUGACAGUUUUUUUUGACUGUUCUGUUGCUUUGCUUGUUUUGCCCUUCAAAUUAGCAAUGCUUUGAGUCUUUUCUUUUUUGAAAUAAAUAAAUGAGCGAUGAUAAAAAAUAUAUAUAUGGUUGCAGUAUAAGCAUAUUUAUCAAACUCUUAAGCAAUUUAUUAACUGUACAGAAAAACCGACUAUCCUGGUGCUUAUUUUGUUAUGACGCUUUGUGUACUGAUGAAGAGGUAAUGUUGUACUGUCUAUAUAAAAUCAGUUCUAUUCUAUAACAUGUUCUAUGCCGAGAUGUAUUGCAGUAAAUAUAUAGAUGCCUACUGUUGUCGACAAUAAUUGCUUACGUGUAUCAACAUUGUUUAUUUAAAUUUAUAUUGGAUCCUUAAAGUGUUACUGGGUUUGUAUCUCUAUUUGAUAAGAACAGGAGACAAUGUCUAUAACAGAACAUGCUAUGAAUCUGAUACAUUUCAAUUAGCCCCCAAUUAAACAAGUAAAAACAUUUUAUAAAAACUG